AUGCGUUCCAACUUCUACUUGGCCAUCAGCGCCCUUGCCACUCUUGCGGCUGCUGACAACCCGAACGCUUUCAACAUUCCCAAGGGUGGUUACCACUUCGAGGUCGGUGAGCCCACUACUCUCAAGUGGAACCCUAGCACCGAUGGCACGGUCUCGUUGAAGCUCCAGUCGGGUGAGGUGUCAACCCCGGAGUCCGGCAGCACCAUUGCUUCGCACAUCGACAACUCGGGAAGCUACACCUGGACUCCGUCCGAUGACAUUGAGAACUCGGGCUACACCAUUGAGAUCGUCGACGACUCUGACUCUGGUGAAUCCAACUACCUGCCUAGCUUCAGCGUGUCUGGUGCUACCGCUUCCGCCUCUGCGAGCUCCUCCAGCAGCGCUUCUUCCACGGCCUCCAACGUCUCGACCUCGUCGGCAAGCUCUACCACUGCCUCCGCUUCGACCAUGACCACCAUGACCAACACCACUAGCUCGCCUUCGACUACUGCUUCCACCACCACCGGUGCCUCUUCCACCGCGUCGAACACCUCUUCUACCUCCGCUGAAUCCUCUUCCAGCACCCCCUCUGCCUCGAGCUCCGCGUCUGCUUCCAGCUCCGGCUCUGCCAGCGCUGCCGCCGCUACGGCCUCUGACACCAGCGUCGGUAUGAUCAACCGGGUUUCUGGCGGUAUGAUGGCCAUCGUCUUGGGUGCCAUUGCGCUCAUUUAA
Molecule: messenger RNA, 711 nt
Organism: Aspergillus glaucus CBS 516.65
Lineage: Eukaryota; Fungi; Ascomycota; Eurotiomycetes; Eurotiales; Aspergillaceae
Product: GPI anchored serine-threonine rich family protein
Exons: 2
Coding region: 1-711 (236 amino acids)
Source: RefSeq, a predicted model, not a curated record